CACCACGGUAGAGAGUGGGCGUGAUUGUUCCGGGCAAAUGGUUUUCCCUUCAUGAAGUGAGUUUUGAGCCUGUUAAUUUAAUUGUGACAGGCAAGUGGUUGUCAUUCUCCAUAGUGUCGGGGAACGAGUCAGACACCCGAGGAUAAGUUGCUGCCAUUUGUCAAGAGUUACGGUGGUCGACAUGGCAGGGUGUACAUGUCCUGUCCUUAUCCCUCAGCGAGCCAUGGUGCUGGACUUAUGCUAGACUCUCCCCAGAGGAACACUGUUUCUGUGGAUGUCCCACACUACCUGGUCUAUGAAGAGCUUGUGAAAAGAAUGAUUGGCGGUAUCGUUAUUGUGGCGCCUCCCGUGCAUGCGGCCGUCCCGCCUAAUUACCCGGUCACCUUGAAGAUUCAAGCGGAGGGGCAUGGCCGCCUGGCUUACCAGUGGUUCACGUUUAGAAAUGAUGAGAUCAUUGAGGUACCGAAUGGGGCUGAGGCAAAACUGGUGGUUAUUCCCCAGAAGUCUCAACGCUAUGUGUGCCGUGUGAGCGACCAUCACUUCAACUAUGUAUUUAGUGACUGGAUCAGGGUCGACGUCCUGGACAGUCCAUCCUCAGGUCUCCCAAUAAAUUGGGAUGGGUCACCCCACAUUGUGGUCCACCCCAAAUCCCAAAAGGUUAAGCCAGGAAAACAGGUGACCCUAAACUGUGAUGCCUUUGGCAUACCCCCUCCUGAUUACCAGUGGUACAGAAAUGGCAUCAUCAUAAAGGACAAGACAACCAAGGCACUCCAGAUUGACUGUGAGAAUGCUGAGAAUGCCGGUUCGUAUCUCUGUUGUGUCACAAAUGUAAACGGGGAGUCCUGGACAGAAGCAGCCGACGUAGAAAUCGUGCCUCUUGACCAGCCUCGUGUCUCUCGGCCUACAGCGACAGGCAAAGUGGCUCUCCUGAUAGGGAACUUGAAUUACUCCUGCCACCCCCCACUCAUGGCCCCAACCAUGGAUGUGUAUGAGCUGGCUCAGCACCUCCAGCAGCUGGACUUCAGGGUGGUGUCUCUCCUGGACCUCUCCAAAAAGGAAAUGAAUGCUGCCAUCGAGAAGUUCCUGCAGCUGCUGGACAAGGGAGUGUAUGGCCUAUUCUACUAUGCUGGUCAUGGGUAUGAACAGACGGGCAGGAACUACAUGGUGCCCAUUGAUGCACCACGUCCCUACAACACGGGGGACUGUGUGUGUGUGCAGCGCAUAAUGAAGAUGAUGCAGGAGCGCCGCACGGCUCUUAACGUCAUCCUGCUGGACACCUGUCGCAAGUGGUACGGAAUGGACAAGAGGUACAGACAGCAUCUCAAUGUCUCAGAAAUAACGCCAUUGGCACCACUGGGCAACACCGUGUAUGGCUAUGCAACGUGUGAAGAUGCUGAGGCCUAUGAGGUGCAGGACGCCAGAGGCAAGAGUACAGGAAUCUUCACCAAAUACUUGAACAGGCACAUUCUGCAGCCAGAGAAAGUCACACACAUCCUGGAGCAGGUUUCUGAGGAUCUGGGCAGGGACCCGCUGGUGAUGGGCAAGCAGGUGUGUGAGAUCAAACACACACUGAAGGAGCCAAGGGCACUAACGGACCCCGUGAGGACAGCUGGACACACCUGCGAAGUGCGCGUGAGGGACAGCUUCUGGAGGAGUGCCAACGUCUUGCCCAAGAAGGAGCUUCUGGCUUUUCCUAGUGGUGUCAAAGUGGAGCUUAGUUUCUCGGCGUUGUUCUCAAACGUCCUGGUCGUCUUUGCUACAGUGAAGGACACGGGGCCCAAGGCCCAGGACUGUACCGUCAUCCUGACAAGUGCGCCGGGUCUCGAAGACAUUUUCUCUGGGCCGGAUCGGUCAGAGGAGUUGGAUUCUCUUCUGAUGAGUCAAUCUGAUAACGCUGACUCCACUCUUCGCCUCUGCUGUCUUCAGAGACUUCAGACAUCCUUGGAGAUCAAGGUGGACUUGCACUACAUGGACAUUGACAGUGGACGGAGACUCAAAGAGAGUAGAUCUUUGCCUGUGGGGAAGCCAUUGGUUGCGGCCUGUUCACUGAACUCGGCCAGGCCCCCAGGAGCCACAGGGGGGCAACAGGGCCCCCAGUCCUACAGUAGCCGGCCGAAGCAGGGCGAGGCGAGGCUCUCGGCACGGCCACAAACACGCAAGGCGGAGAAUGCAGUAGACAGCAGACUGUGGGUUCCAUCCACCAGUGGCAACCAGCCAGAGGAGAAUGAUGAAAGCGACAUCCAUAAUUUUAUUUAGGGAAUAAUGUUUAGUCUGAUGGUCAUUCUUAAAAAAAAAACAACAACAACAUCCAGACAGGAUGACAGAUCAUGUUUUGUCCUGAUGGGAUCUGUUUUUCAAGAAUGACCAUAGAAAACUGACUAACAUGGACUGUACAUUAUUCCACUUAUUAUAUGGUUACUUACCAAAAUGAUAGAAGACAUUCCUCAAGACAUCUCUUUUUUUAUGAUUUUGUUGCAAAUUCAUAGCUUCUGCUGAGAAAAAUAGUUAUUCAAGCAAGUAGAUCUAUCAGAAGUUUCAGGUGUUCUGAAAACAUUACUGACAAUGAAUUUCUGUAAUGACAAGUAAACAGGUUACUUGCAGAAUAUGAUAUGAACAUGAGAAUUAGAUGUACAAAACCUGUUGUCAAUGGCAGGUGUCAUUGAUUUCCUGCCGUGAUUAGGUAAUAUCAGACCUCUAAGGUUGAGAUGGCCUAUUCAAUUCAUUGGCACCUUUUUUUGCAACAUUUUGAAGAGUCUUAUAAAAACUUGAUGUCCCUGUCUUUUCUGUGCGAUGAUAUUCAUGUAUUUUUACUUGGUAACGAACAGAGGGGGAAAUCUUGAUUACGAACAGAGGGGGAAAUCCUGCUAUCUCAUUCAAUGAGAUGAGAUUUCUCCUGCUAUCCUGCUAUCUCAUUCAAUGAUGCUUUAAUAAUGCUUCAGUAAUCAAGGACCUGAUGAAACAUUGGCAUUAAUGAAGCCUUACAUUUAUGAAGGAUGUUUGGUAGACUACAUUUCCUUUUUCAUGUUACGAUAAAUGCCAGAAGUCAGAAACUAUCAGGUGUGAUUUAAAUGUUUUAUUUGUUACCGAUUUUCCGAUAUUUCCGAUCUUAGAUUCGGCUUUGAGUCAGAAAUGAAAUGGUUUUGAUAGCCUACAUAUUGUAGGCUUGUUUAAGUACAUCUCACCUUGGAAAAGUAGUUCUCAGUUUAUGUGUUAUUUAUUUCUUAAUGUUGAUCAACUGUACAAGGUAAUUUUGUCUUUACGUAAUGACAGUAAAAAGAAACCUACUUAUUUGUUCAUUGACGUGAAUGAAUGUUGUAUCUUAGCUCUGUAUUUGAGCUUUAAUAAAAAAGGAAAAUAAAUCA
Messenger RNA from Alosa sapidissima (American shad), 3362 nucleotides. It is a transcript of the gene malt3, whose product is annotated as MALT paracaspase 3. Bases 196 to 2256 code for a protein of 686 amino acids. Gene Ontology annotation, molecular function: cysteine-type endopeptidase activity. Gene Ontology annotation, biological process: proteolysis. Lineage: Eukaryota; Metazoa; Chordata; Actinopteri; Clupeiformes; Clupeidae. The record is from RefSeq and is a predicted model, not a curated record. The transcript is spliced from 15 exons.